Cladocopium goreaui is the source of this 3712-nucleotide messenger RNA. The record is from the annotation of a GenBank genome assembly. Lineage: Eukaryota; Dinophyceae; Suessiales; Symbiodiniaceae.
GCAGGAGUCAGUGGAAGAGCCGCAUGCUUUGAGCACCACCAAGAGAGGUUCUAAGGUGACCUUCGCAGCCACACGAGAGUGUCUGCGCAGUGAGCCUUCCAAAUUGCAGGAACUGCAGCCUUUGAUCGGCCAGUUGGAACGCUUGGUGAAGGGUGGUGCUGAUGGCAUGGUCCGCGGUGGCGUGGGCGGGGCUGCAGCAGAUCAGCCGCCCAAUGCACAGGUCUCGGUGGAGGAGGUCCGUGUGCGCGCAGCGCGGAUCCUGGUGCGGAUCAAAGCGUCUUGCGAGGUGCUAACCACUGUGCCGCUGAAUGACUUUGGCCCCCGCGCCUGCAUCCUGGAGGUCUUGAUGCGGGAUUCCGAGAUGUCUCAGGUAAGUGCUUUGGACCGUGUGGCGCAGACGCGCGAGAAAUGCGAAGUCCAGCGCUCUCACAUCGUGGCUGGAGGCUUGAGUGAGGAUCCGUGUGUUCGUGAGAAGGACCUGCAGGGCUUCAAGCAGAAGCUCCGGGAUCUCACCAAGAACCGUGGCAUCUUGCGCAACGAGGUGGACAACUUGAAGGAUGAUUUGGAGGCUAUGGAAGUUCGCCUGCAGCAACGGUGCAUCAAACAUGGCAUUUUGGCCAAAGAUGUGGAUCAACUCAUUUGGGACUUCAGUCAGAAGGAGGGCGACUUCACGGGGUGUCAGACCGUGCUGUCCGAGCUGGAGCAAUGUGAGGAGCUUCAUCAGCAGCACCUUGCACAGGUCGAUGAGCUUCGCGCGCAGUUACGAGAUGCUGAGGACCUGGCUGAAAGCUCCGGAAACAAGGAAGUGGAGGCAAAGCUACGGGCUGAGGAGCUACGGAGACAUGAAGCGGAAUGGGAGGAGUUCUGCCAUGCAGCGCCAGCCAAGUUGGAGCGGUGUCAGUGCCGCCUGGUGGACGUCUGCGCGCAGCGGAGCGGCUUCGCCAAGCAGCGCCAGGAGGUCUCGAUGGAGGUGGACCGUGCGGAGCGCCGCAGCAAGGAACUGAAGGAGUCCUUAAGGGAAGUCCAUGCCGCAUUGGCCUCUGCCGAUGCUGUCGGUAAAGAGUUGGAUGCUCUGAAGCCGGUGAUCAACUCUGAGCUCAUCAUGACAGAUGACGAGGUUCGGCAGCUGAAACAGUUGGCCUCCAGAUUGGCUCCAGCCAAGCCUGCUCGACUUAGGAGGCGAAGUGGUGCCGAGGAGGAUAUUCGAGAAAGUGAGUCCUCCAGUGCGCGGGAGGCGUGCAACGAAGGGGCGCCCAAAUGGGAUGAUGCUGCCGAGCAGGACUUCCACCAAGACCUGCAUUUCCGCGCCCUGCGGAAGCUUCGGGAUGAGAGAGAACGUUGCUGGCUCGAGGAAGAGAGAUGGCUCAAGGAGACGUUGCAACGGACGGAGGACAAUUUGCUGAAGCUACGCGAACAGCUGGGAAGCUUAGGGGCCCAGCCCGUGCAGACCUCUUCUGGCGUGCAGAACCAUCCAGCAACCUUCACUCCCAAAGGUGGCUUGCCAACACUUGCACUGCCUCCCACCCAGAUCUUCAACCUGGAGGCAGAGCACGGUGUGGACUACUAUCAGAACUUGCACUACAUGCGGUCCAGGAUCCUUCAAGAAAAUGGUAAAAGUGAGAAUAUCCCAUACUUUGAGAUGCCAGUGUGCCCUAAAGUCAAGGAGUUGGUUGGUUACCUUCGGCCAGUGCACCGAUGCGCCAUUGCCACAUUCAAAUCCAUUCUACAGACUGGAACGCUUGACAGUCGCGAAGUCAGAAGCUCCAUUGCUGAAGACCCAUAUGCUGCUUUGGAAAAGAAAGUGCCAGCAGACAGCCGCAUUUAUUGCUGGAUGUUGUCCUUCACCAAGGACAAGCCAGUUGAACCCCUUGUUGAUUGGGUUGUUGCUUCCUCAAAACAGGCACUUGCUCGCAUCCAAUUCCAAAGCAGUGAGGCAAGUGAUCGUGCUCAGAGGCGCCAGAGUUUGGAAACAUUGACAGCAGCUGUGAAUCAAUUGGAAUUGGAGGUCAAAUACUUCUACGGUUGGAGUCAGCUCACGUCCAAGUUGUCAGACGCGCUCAACCGGGUCGUUGAGGCUCUUCCAGAAGAGGUGCAAGCAGCUUUGGAUGCACUGAUAAGCCACUUCCGACAAUUGCUGGGACUUCCGGACAAACAUGGCGCCCUCUGGGUGUACUUGUCCUCCCUGUCAUCUGGUGCUGUCACAAAUCCAGCCGAAGCAGCUGCCAUGAUUGCGGCAAAUUGGGAAAAUGUUCGAAGCCGGCUUCCAGCAGAUGUUGAUCCUUUCCUGCAUAUGAUGGAUCAGACCUUUGCAAAAGAAGCUGCCAGUGUGCGGUCGUUGAACAGCCUCAUGCAAAAACUGGGCGAACGUGCAGAAGAGCAUGCCAGCAAUGUUUUUCAUGGAAAUACACCUGGGAUUGGCUACUUCCGAGACCUGGAGCUGGGUACCAACAAACAAGUGUUCUCGAUUGUGGGUGCUCACUUUGAACAGGGCUACGGAGAUAUUAUGAUCGUCUUGGAGCAGACGGUCAUGUGUCAUCCAGACUUCAACAUGACUCCAUGUGCUGGCACUGGCUUUGCAAGUGGAAAUGCCAAAACCUUCAACACUUGGCUUCCUAAAAGUGACGUUGAGGAAUUUCACAGAUGCAAGCUGAAUGCUGGCGUUCGAGGAUGGCGCAGUGUCAUGGCAAGUGCGCUUGCAAAUGCUUGUCGUGUACACUAUAAGAGGGGCAGCAUUGAGGAGGUGGACCAGAAUGAUUUGUUGAUGUUCAUGGCAUAUGAGAAUUCUCAUUGCCUGAUUGAGGGACACUUACCACCUUUGCUUCCAUUGAAAGGCUAUGCAGCGCAGAUUCUGAUCCCACGUUCUUCCUACCAGCAAUUGACAGGGACAGAGGAAGAGCGACUUUUGGAAUUGAUGGAUGGAGAAUCUUCCAGGAUUGUUGUGACCGAUUCCUUCUUAACACCUCUUGAGAUCUUUGGUGCAUACAUCUUCACGUCUCCUUCAGCACUCUCCAAUGGUUUUGCCGUCAAUGCGAUGCCGUCCGAAAGACCUUGGCGUUUGCCGGCAAGGGCAAAAUGCCCAGGCACAAUGAAGCUCACUUUUACUCUUUCUGCACUGCAUGUGCAGGUGGCCCUGCUGGAUGACAACAACUUGGGUUUUGUCAUUGGCAUUGGAAAGAUGGUCAAGUUUGAAGACUCGCCGUCUGCCCAGCUGAUGCAGCUGGGGUUUGAUGGUACAUGGCUUGAGAUGGAGUGUGAAGAGAUUCUUCAAGAACGUUCCUGCUUGGUUGAAGAGACGGACGGAGAAACUUGCUCACUUUGGUUGUCUGGGAAUGGCCAUCCCCUACACUCUGUGUUCAAAGCCUCUCCGGAUGUUGCAAAAGCAGAAGGGACAUUCGACAUUCAAGUCUGUCCUCAGACUUCUUCCAUCAUGAUCAUGCAUGGAAGCGACAUGGGCUUGUUCGUGAAGAUGGAAGAGCCCGAGAGCCGCAAGGUGUUGAGUCAGCUCUCUGCAGUGGAGUUCAGGGCUCUCUAUGGUGAUGCCAAGAUCACCAACAUCAAGGUCAUUUGAGAGGUGGCGAGUAUCUGCUGUGAACCCCAGUGACUGUUGCUUGUUAUACCUAGUUUACUGGGCUGUGAGAUGGUUGUAGAUGGUUGUAGAUGCAAAUUUCUAUUGCAGUUGGACAGUUAUUCUGCCAUCAUGCUGCUACCAUGC